Molecule: messenger RNA, 1004 nt
Organism: Vicugna pacos (alpaca)
Lineage: Eukaryota; Metazoa; Chordata; Mammalia; Artiodactyla; Camelidae
Product: transcription elongation factor A protein-like 2
Source: RefSeq, a predicted model, not a curated record
UCUAAUUGUUGCUCCAAGUUCCCUGAGAUCUGAGUGUCCGUUCUUUCCAGCACUCUGCUAGGCUAGAAAAGGAGGAGGAACCUGUCCAGAAUCCCUGCAGGACAGGAAAAGGAAGGGACAUCUCAACAUGGAAAAACUCUGCAGUGAAAAUGAAGGAAUGCCUGAGAACCCAGGAAAGAUGGAAAACAAAGAACAGCCACUGGAUGCGGGAAAGCCAGGAGUAGCUUGUACUGUGGAAGACAAGGAAAAGUUAGAAAACAAAGGAAGGAUUGAUCACAAGGGAAAGAAAGAAGAUAAGGAAGUACUAAAGGAUAAGGAAAAGCCAGAGAGUGAGGCAAAGCCAAGAGAAGGAAAGCCAGUGAGCCAGGGAAAGCCAGAGAAUGAGGGAAAACCAAAAGAAGGAAAACCAGAGAGCAAGGGAAAAGCAAAAGAAGGAAAGCCAGCCAGCAAACCAAGGGCUGCAGGAAAGCGCCCAGCUGGGGACAAUGUACCCAGGAAGGCCAAAAGGAAAACCAACAAGGGGCUGGCUCAGUGUUUCAAGGAAUACAAGGAGGCCAUACAUGAUAUGCAUUUGAUCAAUGAGGAGAUGAUAAGAGAAUUUGACGAGCUGCCUAGGGUGGAGGAUGAAGUGAAGAAAACCAGACAGAAACUGGGGUUUAUGUGGAUGCAAAAAAGUUUACAGGACCCUUUCCACCCCAGGGGCCCAAGGGAACUCAGGGGUGGCUGCAGGGCCCCACAAAGGGGCUUUGAAGACAUUCCUUUUGUGUAGUGCCCCUGGCAGGCAUUUGCAAAGCCUUGAGCUUUAUUUAAUCUUAUGCUAAUACUAUGCUUUAGGUGUCACUCAUGUUAUCCAACUGCAGCCCUCUAUGUUUCAGUAGCAAAUUUUCAUCCAUUGCAUGGAAAAAUGUUUAUGGUGCAUUGUAAAAUUUAAAAAAAAAAAGUUUGCAGAACCAUAAAAAAUAAAUAAAUAAAUAAAAUAAAAACAAUAAAACUUCAAAAAAAAA